Tupaia belangeri chinensis (Chinese tree shrew) is the source of this 1791-nucleotide messenger RNA. RefSeq names its product ring finger protein 212B (gene RNF212B). The record is from RefSeq and is a predicted model, not a curated record. Lineage: Eukaryota; Metazoa; Chordata; Mammalia; Scandentia; Tupaiidae. Gene Ontology annotation, biological process: protein sumoylation; homologous chromosome pairing at meiosis; reciprocal meiotic recombination. Bases 1 to 903 code for a protein of 300 amino acids. The transcript is spliced from 14 exons. Gene Ontology annotation, cellular component: synaptonemal complex. Gene Ontology annotation, molecular function: SUMO transferase activity.
AUGGAUUGGUUUCACUGCAACCAGUGCUUUAGAAAAGAUGGGACCCAUUUCUUUGUCACCAGCUGUGGCCAUAUUUUCUGUAAAAAGUGUGUGACUCUGGAAAAAUGUACUGUUUGUGGGACUGCCUGCAAGCAUCUGGCUCUUUCUGAUAAUCUGAAACCUCAGGAGAAGAUGUUCUUCAAAAGCCCUGUAGAGACAACUUUGCGGUAUUUCAGUCAUAUCUCUCAGGUGUGGAGUUUCCAGAAGAAACAAACAGAUCUCCUCAUCGCCUUUUAUAAGAAUAGAAUUACAAAAUUAGAAGCAGUCAUGCAGGAGGCACAGCAAACAGUGGCCAGCCAGGACAAAGAGCUGUCAAUGUUAAGAAAAGAGAAUGGAGAACUGAAGAAAUUUCUAGCCAUCCUAAAGGAAUCUCCAAGUCGGUACCAAGGAAGCAGGUCAACUACACCUCGACCAGUAGGCAUCACUUCCCCAUCACAGUCAGUUACUCCAAGACCCAGUUCCCAGCACAGCAGCCAGGUAGUCAGUCGAUCUUCCUCAGUGGAAUCUAUCCCUUAUAGAGUGGUUGGCUUUGGUAGCUUGGGACAAGGAGGCAGAGGCCUGCAAGAAAGGAGCACCCCUAGAGACUCUUAUACUGAAACCCCUUCACCAGCUUCAACUCACAGCCUGUCUUAUAGGCCUUCAUCUGCCUCCUCUGGACAGGGGAUUUUUUCUUUCAGACCAGCCCUAAAUGGGGAUUCAAGCCACACAAGACAGCACAUGCCUAACAAUUCUGGUCAGAGGGAGAGUGGAACAGUAUCUGAGAGUGUUCCUGGUUUUCAGCUACCAGUCCUGCAGACUCUCUACCAACAACAGAGACAGAUGGGAUUAGCCAGGGGGAGAGAAACAUGGACUACUUCCAGAUAGACCACCUUCAAGGUCGGAUCUAUACAUAUUCCUGAAGGUCGGACUAUACAUCCAGUACACAUCAGAAAAUGGCCUUGGAAAAUGUAUCCCUCCUUUGUUGCUUGGUUGCACUCUGUACUUUAUUCUAUCUCGAUUUUUAUCUUAUACACGCUAUAUUACUUCCCAUAGUGGUCAAGUUUUAUGUAAGCCUAGCUUUAGGAAGAUAUUAGUAUUUCUCUCCCAGAAGACAUAUGUAGGUUCCCCUCAUUUACAACUUAAAACAAGGUUAUAAAAAUAAUUCUUGGCAUCACGCUUGGGUGUGUGUGUGGUAAUAUACUCGUCAACUACAUUUCAUUUCUGGAUUUCAUUUUUCUGCUUUGGAUAUAGUGUCCCAUUGUCAAUGUUAAGCAGUAACUGUUCCAUGUUCAAACUUUUUGUUUGUCUAUUAUUUCCUCUAUGCCUAAUGACUAUUAAAUAUAGUACUGUUACCUUCCUUUCUGUCAAAGUGGCAGUUGGAGAUACAGAUUUUUUUCAGAUUACUAAAGUAUACAGAUAAUAAAGAGGAUGCCCUCUUAUUGCUGGUGCAACUCUAUUGCUUUACAAGCCCUAGAAUGGUGGACUGGGCAAAGAACACCACCACAGAGACCAGUCAAACAUUUAUUCUACUUUAGGCACUAUGGAGUAGAAAUGAGGAAUUAAAUGGGUGGGCUACUCAUAGGCAGGCCUUAAGCAAAAAUACUGUAAAAACAUAAACACAGCAGACAUCUGUCAGAAGUAAAUUAGGUCUUGUGAAUGACCUUGUAUUUAAACUAGGAUCCUACUAUCCUUUUUGGUACUGAAUUUAUUUUUAAAGGCAUUUCUAGAUGUCUUUUUAAAAAAAAUUAUUCAACUUUAUUUAUUUAUUUUAAU